This is a messenger RNA of Acanthochromis polyacanthus (spiny chromis), 10713 nucleotides long. Its product is annotated as plexin-B2-like. The transcript is spliced from 44 exons. Lineage: Eukaryota; Metazoa; Chordata; Actinopteri; Pomacentridae. Gene Ontology annotation, biological process: positive regulation of axonogenesis; regulation of GTPase activity; regulation of cell migration. Bases 715 to 6336 code for a protein of 1873 amino acids. Gene Ontology annotation, molecular function: protein binding; semaphorin receptor activity. The record is from RefSeq and is a predicted model, not a curated record. Gene Ontology annotation, cellular component: semaphorin receptor complex.
GCUGCAGGCACCGGGGGUUUCACUGAUAAAAGGCGGAGGAGGAGGACGAGCCUUCAGCUUCAUACUCCCCACUGCUGCUGCGGACUGCCGCUGGAAGACCCUCUGUAUGCUCCGGGCUGGAUACUAGAAAACACACACGGCUGCCGCUUGAAACUGCACGCGUGUUCAGUGUGUGCUCGAUCAUGAAUUUCACCUGAGCCGGUUGACCGUGUUCGUGGGCGUGGGAAGGACGAAGAAAGCGACUUGUUUUGUCGUGGGAAUAUUGUUGAGUAAACUUCGGCAGUGACUGCAGCAGCUCCGGCAGACCAGCGCUGGCUCCGGUUCGCCUCCUCCGGAUCACUUUUCUCCGCACCAGGAUGUAAAUUUGGGAACUUUUUUUCCACACGGACCUUACACGGAACUUUUUAAAACAUAUUUUUGAGGAAUAUUGACAGAAAGCUAUAUCAGUGAGAGGAACCGGCGGCGGAUUCAGAGAACAACUGCUGGAACAAUGCACCAAGGAACAGUUGGUGAAGAUUGCUCAGCAUUACUCCACUGAAGUUCAUCUCAAACGCACAAAGGAAAACCUCAAACGUAUCAUAAUGACUAACCUGCAAGGGAUUCUCACUGAUACAGAAGGAGAGGAGAGUGAGGAGUUCAACGGGCCUCAGCACUGAACAGGAAAGCGAGUGAUUGAUGUCAUCAGAGAUCAACGGACCUGAACACUGAACAGACAUGAUGGAGCGGCGGUGGGUGUGGCAGUUCGCCCUGAUUGCCCUGGCGACAGUUUACCUCAACCCCUCCUACGGGAAGAUGGCAGAGUUCACCUCCGACACGCUGAUCAACAACGUGGUGACCGGACCCGAUCUCCGGAAGGGCCAGGGGGGCCGGCUGUACGUCGGCGCCGUCAACGCCCUCUACCAGCUGAACCAGAACCUGGAGGUGGAGUCCCGGACCGAGACGGGCCCCAAGCGGGACAACAGACAGUGCACGCCGCCCGUCACCGACGCCUGCGAGGAGGCUGUGGACACCGACAACCACAACAAGCUGCUGCUGGUCCACUCUGCCAGAGACGUGCUGGUGGUCUGCGGCAGCGUUUUCAGGGGAAUCUGCUCACUGAGGAACCUGAGCAACGUGGAGCAGCUGCUGUACUUCAGCGACACCAAAGGCGAGAAGUCGUACGUGGCGAGCGCCGAGGAGAGCGUCUCGGUGGUGGGCGUCAUGUCGUACUUCACCACCAGGGAUGGAGCCAACUUCACCGUCUUCCUGGUGGGUAAAGGUUACGGCAGCCACGACAGCACAAAACUCAUCUCCACCCGGAUCCUGCAGGACUUCGGCGACUGGGUGGUGUUCGACAGCAUCAUCGAGGCCUCGGCAGUCCAGGCCAACCCCUUCGUGCUUCGCUACCUCCACGACUUCCGCUUUGCCUUCAAGGACGGCGGCUUUGUCUACUUCCUGUUCUCGCGGACGCUCGGCGUGCAGGACACCAAGAACUUUACCUUCAUCUCCAGGAUGUGCGAAGACGACCAGGGUUACUACUCGUACACGGAGCUGCAGCUCAACUGCAGCGCCGCCAACAAGUACAACAAAGCUCAGGCUGCUUAUGUAGCGACACCAGGUGAAGUUCUGGCUCAGAGUAUGACCAGCUCGGGCCAGUAUGGACAAGUUUCAGCCUCCGACAAGGUUCUGUUUGUCACCUUCACGUCUGAUGAAGAUCCGUCUACUUCAGCCAUGUGUAUGUUCCCUCUGCAGUUCAUUAAUAACCGUCUGGUGGAGAUAAUCGGAGCCUGUUACAGUCACCACGGCAAUAUCAACAACAAGGCCGCCGUCUACUCGCCGUACUCGUCCAAGUCUGAGGAGCUGUGCAGCGAAAAACCGAAGGACAUGGCCCAGAGGUACAAGUGUGGAGCCGAGUUCCUGCCUUCACCGCUGGCCAGUAAGGCCGAGUUCGCCCUAACAGUGGAGCCCGCAUUGGUCCGGAAGGGUCACAUGACCGCCGUGGCCGUGGCGGUGGAAAUUGAACACGCUGUGGCGUUUCUGGGCACCGCAACUGGAGAGGUGCUGAAGGUUCACCUGUCGGCCCAUCCGGAGGUCUACGGUCGAGCGCCGGGCGAAGUCACCGGAGACAAGGUCAACAAGAACCUGCUGUUCGACUCCGACCACCAACACUUGUACAUCACCACCGAGAAAAAGAUCACCAAAGUUCCGGUCCAGGCCUGCCACCUGAAGACCGACUGCCACUCCUGCGUCAACAUGAAGGAUCCUUACUGUGGAUGGUGUGUCCUGGAGGGAAGGUGUACGAGGAAGCAGGACUGCAGCCGUUCGUCGGAGGACAACACCUGGCUGUGGUCGCCCAACCAGCAGUGUGUCCAGAUCCAGGCCUUCAGCCCUCCCAACCUCAGCUGCAGAAAGACCCAGCAGGUCGACAUCAGCAUUCCGACUCUGCCCAGACUGAGGCCGACCGACAGCAUCCAGUGUGUCUUUGGUUCUUUUCGGACCGGAGGAGUCGUGACGGUGGAGGACAGUCGGGUCGAGGUCACGUGUUCGCUGCCGGACCCGGUGCAGAUCCCAGCGACGCCUGAUGAUCAAGACUUUGUGUCGGUUCCAGUUCAGGUUCUGGUGAACAACGUGAUCGAGGUGACGUCUGGAAAAUAUCACUUCUACAACUGUGCUGCUACAGUCAGGAAGAACCAGAACACACCGUGUAUCUCCUGUGUGACCAGCCAGUGGGGAUGUCAGUGGAACACCGAGAGUCACAGCUGCAGCGACAGCGACGACUCUGUUGAUGGAAAUCACAUCAUCAAACCUCAGCAGCCUGAAAGUUGUCCUCAGUUCGAGUCUCCAGAGCCGCUGCUGAUCCCGGUCGGCUUCAAGAUUCCCAUCCGCUUCCAGGGAAGAAACCUGGAAAACUACAUGGGUCGGAGGUUUUCUAUCGGCACCGAGCUGAUGAAGAUGACGGAGGAGGAAGUCGCUCAGGAGGAGGACUCCAGGUUCAGAUUCACAGGAUAUGAGUUUUCCUACGACAAACAGCAGGAGGUGAACGUUUCCUUCCACAUCAAGCAGAGCGACUCGGAGAAGAAGAUCGACAGCACGCUGACAGUUGUCCUGUAUAACUGCUCCGUUGGCCGUGAGGACUGCAGUCUCUGUAAACACGCUGACUCCAAAUAUCAGUGUGUUUGGUGCUCCGCCUCCAGAACCUGCGUUUACCGGGAGCUCUGCCUAACGCCGCAGCCGGCCCAGUGUCCAGACCCGGAGAUCACCGACAUCGUCCCUCGUUACGGCCCUCUGAACGGUCGGAUCUCGGUGACCAUUAAAGGCUCCAACAUGGGGAUAAAGAAGGAGGACAUCAAGAAGAUCACGGUGGUUGGGGUGGACUGUGUUCACCAGGAGGACAGAUAUUCCGUCUCCACCAGUGUGGUUUGCGAAAUCGGCCCAGCGAGGCGAGUUCCUCCGUUCGACCUCCCGUUUGAACCAACCAACAGUGGAGCAGUGGAAGUGGAAGUGGAGGGAGGAAGAAGAGGAACAUCCAAGGUCGUCUUCACCUACCGGGACCCCAAACCGACCACCGUCCAGCCAGCCAAGGGUCCAGCAGCUGGAGGAACCGUGAUCACCAUUGGGGGAGAAAACCUGGACACGGCCACUAAAGAUGACGUCACCGUCUCAGUGGGGGGAGUUUCCUGCGAAGUCCUGUCGUUCGGCGAAGAGAUCACCUGUAAGACCGGCAGGUAUCGAGGGCAGAAGGUUCCCUCAGAUCAGCUAAUGGUGACGGUGAAAUACGGGAAAAACACCACCAAGGACAUCCCAGCAGCGUACCAGUACUCUGAAAACCCCAAGAUCACAGAUUACUACCCCAAAGCCAGCUUCGUAUGCGGUGGUCGGUGGAUUGUGGUGGUGGGAAACGGGUUUGACCUGAUCCAGACCGCCACGAUGAAGGUGCUGCCCUCUGCUGACGAGUUUUCACAGAACACCACACCUGUAGAGUUCGUCCAGACGGCUCUGAGUAAAAACGACACUCACCUCCAGUUUUACUCUCCGCCGGUGAACUGCUGCCUUGACAGCCAGUCUUUAAGAACCGUCCUGCAGCUUGACAACAUGAUGGAGGAGCUGAAGAGCUUCGACUACCAUCCAGACCCGACCUUCAACAAGCUGGCCAAGAACGUCAUCACAGAGACCAGCAUCAUCAUCGUCACUGGUCGAGGUUUCUCCAAAGCGAUGACGGCCCCAGAGGCUCAGGCGUUUGUUGGAGAUGCUUCCUGUCACGUUAACAUCCUGCAGGACGAUAAGUUGAUCCUGGAGGCUCCGUCGUCGCAGCCGAAGUCCAGAUUCAAACGUCAGAGAAGAGACACGACCAACGACCUGCUGGAGCUCGUGGUGAAGUUCGGUCACGGCGAGUGGAUGGUCGGUUCGGUUUACUACGCCAGAAAAGACGACAUUCCUCUGGCCAUCAUCAUCCCGGCGGUUAUCGUACCGAUGCUGCUCUUCAUCGCCAUCUCCGUCUACUGCUACAGGAGGAAGAGUCAGCAGGCGGAACGAGAAUACGAGAAGGUGAAACACCAGCUGGAGAAUCUGGAGGAAAGUGUUCGAGAUCGCUGCAAGAAAGAGUUCACAGAUCUGAUGAUUGAGAUGGAGGACCACACCAGCGACCUGAGCGAAGGCCGGAUCCCCUUCCUGGACUACAAAACCUACACCGACCGCAACUUCUUCCUGCCCUCCAUCGACGGCGCCAAGGACCCCAUGAUCACGGGAAAAAUCCAAAUCCCAGAAGUCCGCAGGGCCACCGUGGCUCAGGCCCUGAACCAGUUCUCCAACCUGCUCAACAGCAAAACCUUCCUCAUCAAUUUCAUCCGCACGCUGGAGAGUCGGCCGGACUUCAACGCUCGCUCUCGCGGUUAUUUCGCCUCCCUCCUGACGGUGGCGCUGCACGGAAAGCUGGAGUAUUACACCGACAUCAUGAGGACGCUGCUGCUGGAGCUGAUGGACGAACACGUGCAGAACAAGAACCCCAAACUGAUGCUGAGGAGGUCGGAGACGGUGGUGGAGAGGAUGCUUUGUAAUUGGAUGUCCAUCUGUCUCUACCAGUUCCUGCGGGACACUGCUGGAGAACCUUUAUACAAACUGUACAAGGCUUUGAAGCACCAGGUGGAAAAAGGUCCAGUGGACGCCAAGAUAAAGAAAGCCAAAUACACCCUGAACGAUACAGGACUGCUGGGAGACGACGUCGAGUACUCAGUGCUGACUCUGCAGGUGUUGGUUCACGGUGAAGGACCAGAUGUGACUCCGGUGAAGGUGUUGAACUGUGACACCAUCACUCAGGUGAAAGAGAAGAUCAUCGAUCAGGUCUACAGGAAUCUGCCGUAUUCACAGAGACCGAAGGUGGAGAGUGUUGCUCUGGAGUGGCGUCCCGGCUCCACGGGUCAGAUCCUGUCCGACCUCGACCUCACAUCCCAGAAGGAAGGACGCUGGAAGAGGCUCAACACUCUGGCUCAUUACAACGUGCGGGAUAAUGCCACCUUGGUUCUGUCCAGAGUUUUGCACACACAGUCUUUCCACCAGCAACAAGACAACCAUGAAGAGAAGAACGCCCUGCUAGAGGACGACAACACUUUCCACCUGGUGAGGCCGGCAGACGAAAUAGACGAGGUGAAGUCAAAAAGAGGCAGCAUGAAGGACAAAGCGAUGACCAAAGCCAUCACUGAGAUCUACCUGACCAGGCUGCUGUCUGUCAAGGGCACUUUGCAGCAGUUCGUGGACGAUUUCUUCCGCAGUGUGCUGUGUUCGAACUCUGUCGUUCCUCCGGCCGUCAAAUACUUCUUUGACUUCUUGGAUGAACAAGCGUUAAGACAUGACAACGUGGAUGAGGAGACGCUGCACAUCUGGAAGACCAACAGCCUGCCUCUGCGCUUCUGGGUCAACAUCCUGAGAAACCCUCACUUCAUCUUCGACGUCCACGUGACCGAGGUGGUGGACGCUUCACUGCACGUCAUCGCUCAGACCUUCAUGGACGCCUGCACCAAGACGGAGCACAAACUCAGCAGAGAGUCUCCCAGCAACAAGCUUCUCUAUGCAAAAGAGAUUUCAACAUACAAGAAGAUGGUGGACGAUUACUACAAGGGCAUCAGACAGAUGAUUCCAGUCAGCGACCAGGACAUGAACACACACCUCGCUGAGGUGUCCCGGGAACACACAGACAAGCUGAACACCCAGGUGGCCUUACAUCAACUGUACCAGUACGCCAGCAAGUACUACGAUGUGAUCAUCCAGUCGCUGGACGAGGACCCAGCAGCCCAGAACAAACAGCUCACCCUCCGCCUCCAACAGGUCGCCGCCGCUCUGGAGAACAAGGUCACCGACCUUUGACCUCUGACCUCAUGGAGGGGUCAGGGGGAGGAGCUAAAAACACAGGAUGUUUUCCAUUUAAGGACGAGCUCGCGGACUCUGCCGAAUGUUUAAUCGUGUUAGGACUAAAGGAAGAGGCGCAGGUGGAUUCACAGGACGGACUGGAGGGGGAUUUUGAACAAGUGUUAAAAUAUGCGCCGAUAUCUGCUGCACUUCUUCUCACUUGGCAUCCCACAACCAAUAACCUAGGAGGGAUGCAAAAUGGCGACCUGCAACAUGGCUGCAGAUGGAAGCUCUGUGAAAUCAAAGUUAUUUUUUUAAAUGUAGCUAGGACGUUGCGUUUGUGUACUCCUCAGACCUUGUUGUUUCUGUGUUUGGCUUCACUGCACCGCAAAAUUUUUAAUUUCACCAUUAAAGGACCGAAGAAAGAAAGUGCCACACGAGGAAGGACGGUUUAAUUUUUGGACAUAUUUGAAGAAUAUAACUGAAAUAGUGAGACGUUACCAAAUAUUUACUUUUGGUACUCAGCCCUUUUGGAGUGGAAGUACAGCUACUCCAGGACCCUUUGAGACCACUUUAAGUUUAAGAACUGUGGAUUUGGAUGAAUCUGCCUCUAAUUCCUGAUCUGAGGUCAAGUUUUCGGUCUAAAUUAGAACCAGGAAAUCUGACCUCCUGUCAGAUCGAGUCUCAUCCCGAAGCGUGUGAAUGCUGAGAUGAAGCUCAAAUAGAAAUAAUUGACCAAUGAAAACCCACUACGGUACACACCACUGGCCAAUCAGUUGCCUCGUCUUUCAUGGCAGAACUGCAGACAGUGAAUUCAGGGUACGAAGAGUUAAAGAUGAACCCAAAAAUCAACAUAGAUUUUUCUUGCGUCGCAGCCACAUGUUGGUUUUCGUAUCAGAUCUUCUGCGGUAUGCGUUUCUACCCUGAUGAUACUGUGCUGUUGACUCAAAUCACAGCUGAGUAAUUUCAUUCUGUUUAGUAUUAUAAUAUUUUUGUAUGCAAGCUUUAAACAGAGGCAUUGCAUUUCCAUAUCCUACAUGAAUCUUAUCUGUUUAAUGGACUGAUACAUUGCCACUUAGUUUUUUUAAAAGUGUUAAUCAGGGUGGUCCACGUCAUAUCCUAAGUGUGUGAAUGUGUGUUUAGUAGAUUUUGCCGCUUCUCGCUGAGCUUGUUUUAACAAUCACAACUGCCUAAUCAUGUGGUUUCAACAGCCAAACACCUUUUAUUUUUUUAGUGUGAUUUUUUUUUUAAAUCAUCUGUAUCAUUUUGCUUCUUUUGCAAUACUCUCAACAUAUAUUAAGCUGCGUCUGUUUUCUAUUUUUCUGUUCACUUCAUUGUCUUCUGAAGACAAUAGAUUUUUCACAAAGGCUUAAAUAAAUUUAAAAAUAAUAAUAAUAAAUUUAAAAUCAGUGAUGAAAUGUGUUAAAUCCACUUACUAUGGGCUCUAUUUUUCCAUUUGUUUGAUCAGUUUGCUUGAUUACACCAAAUUAAAGCAGCACAUACAUUUUAAAACUCACAACCAAAAAUGUCCUUACAGUCUGUUGUGCUCCUACUUAUUAUUUGGACGAUUUAAAAUGCACAAUAACACAGAAAAUGCAAAAUAUGUUCGGUACACUUUAACUGCAUCACAAUUGAAUGAAAAAGCUGCAAUUGAAAUUCAGUACACUUCUUUGCUUUUAAUGCGGCAUGGAAAGAGCAAUUAAUUUGACAUAAAAAAACAGUUCUUGUUUUUCAUUAGCUCAUAGUGCAGUAAUUGCUUAUCUUAAAAGGUUUUUAUUUGUCAUUUUGAAUUUUCCUAAAUAUCACACUGAAAAAUACCAUUUUUUUCCUUCAUUCAGCAGAAACGGGAUGUAUUUUUGCGCAAAUAACAGACAUACAUGUGCCUCCUGACUAUCGCCUCCUUGGUUUUAUAGGUUUGAUGAAGUUGGUUUAAUCGGUUAAUUUGUAUAAUUGUGUUCUUUGUCUGCUCAAAGUGUCGUUAAUAUCAAUAUUUCAAGAUUUAUUUGUGAAGAAAAAAAACCUAUAAAGCAGAGUGAAGGAAAUAUGUCUCUAUCAGCUGUUAAUUUGAGAAAUAUAGAUGAAAAAUAACCACAUAUAUAUGACCAACCUCUCUGUCAAUGAGUAAACUGUGGACCAAGUAAAUUGAGUUUAAGUGCCGUUACACCGCUGAAUAUAAAUGAGCUCAUUUAUCUUCCGCUAUGCUACAUAUUAAUCAUCGUCGCCGCAAAAUCGUGAUAUAUAUAUCUGCAUUAUUCUUCACCGCCUGAGCCCAGACAACAUGCUUUAUGUAGUGCUUGAGGUAAUAUCAAAGAUAAAUUAAUGGUUUGAAGUUAUUUUAUGAACUUCCUCAAACUGUUACUUUAAAUUCGGGAGCAAUACAACAUUAAAGUUGCUGCUGUGUGUUUGCACUGGUGGCUCGAUUUACCUAAAAUGAGGAUGGAAAGUCUGCAAAGGGUUGACAAUAACUGGGCACCACAUAGAUCCAGAUACGGAAAUAAAUGCAUCCCUAGGCAUAAAUUAGUUUGUAAAGGCCACUAUGGUACCAAAAAUCUUCAAGAAACUGAGCCUGAAAGCUGAAAAUAGCAGGCUAACUAAUGUAGUGGUAUGAAAACUGUUGAAAUGUGAAACUUUUGCACCUCUGAUGUUCAAAUAUUAGAAGAAUUUCUGCAAAAUUUCACCUGCUUUUACAAGCAAACUGCCACAUUUGUGUUGUGGACAUAAGAGUUCAGUCUAAACUCGCUCUAUAAACAUUGGUUAGUUUUAAAUUAUGACAUAUUUCAUGUUGAAAAGAAUAUUUUGCUCGCUGUAUUUCUAUUGUGCUGCCAACACUUGCUUCUUUCUGCCUUGUUUUUGCCACCAGCGAGUGCCUUAAAGAGUAGAAGUGAAAGUAGAACGGGAAGGAAAAGCCAAAAAAAAAAAGUGUCUAAGAAGCACAUGUACGCGUUUAUAGUCAGUUUGCUGCACGUUUGUGAUUUUUAAUUUGAAGAUAUUGGUGGAAAACAGGAGCUUCUAAGUAUUUCAGAGGAUAAAGUUGUAAAAUCAGCUUGCACAAAAAAUGUACUUAUGCAGUCAUACCAUCACUGUUAUGUUGUGCUGUUCUUCAUUUCUUUAAAAUGAUGGUAAAAUCUGAAACUUUCUUCUAACAUGAAAGUUUGACCAGGCAGUUUCAUGUGUAAUUUCAUUAAAAUGAGUUGCACAUCACAAACUAGCUCUAAUGUAGAAAUUGGUCAUUAUUUAUAUUUACACCCAUUGAAUGCCUAGUGUAAAUGUUGUCUAGCUAAGCUGAUGCUAGCUUGCUAAUUUUCACUUUGUUGAGCUAAUGCUAGCUUGCUAGUAUAGCAAACAAAGAGUAAAUAAUUUGGAAUGCAGUCAACAUUUUGGACCUGAAAUUGAACAAAUACUGUUUAGUAACCACAUUGAUUCUGAAGAUUUUGAAGUACAUUUUACAAAAAUACAAGAAAAUCCGAAUUACAAAAUGUUAUUCCAAAUAACUGUUGUGCAUCAAACUUGAUGCUAACUUGCUAAUGUUAAGUUUGUCAAGCUGAAGUUAGCUUGAAAUGCUCAGCCUAACAUUUAAUAAAAUAAAAUGACACAGCAUUUUUCAAAUUAUGCAACGUUAUUCUGAUAACAUUUGACUAAUUGAGUUACUAUGAUUAGCGUAAUCAGCUACUCAUUUUGAACGGUGUGGAUUCCCUAAAACAUAUUUGUGUUUGUAUCCGAACAUAACAGAAAAAGCGACACUAACUACAGAUAUAAUACACUUUGUGUGCUCUAAAACUAUCAUUUUUGGAAGUUACUGUGAUUGUGAAUUAAUGAUGGUUGAACAUUUGUUUGGCACAGUUUGUGUUUUGUGUGUAAACCUGCAGCUCCACAACAUGAUAGUUAAUAUUAGGGAUGAGUUGUGUUGAUGUGUAAAAGGUACAGAAACAUGUUGUUUUGGAUGAAGGAGCAGCAGAGGAGCUGAGCCUUCGCUGUAAGUAGAUUUAUCUGUGUGUUUUUAUGAUGUAAAACUGAAGUGUAUUUGAGAAACAUAGUUUUAUGACGCACACAUUAACAGCAGCUCGGAGAGUUUUUGAAUGUUGUAGAAAAUCACCCGCCGGUACCGAUGCUUCUACCACCGUCACAGUUUGUGUUUCUACCGUUGUAUAACAGUUUGUACAUCAAAUACGACUUUCCCAUUGUUUAUUCUUGUAACACGGUUGUAGGAAACACACGGUUUGAAUGGACUGGACCAAGUGUAGACUUUGAAAUGAACACAAAUGGCACAACCAGUAACCAGAACUGGUCUGGACUGGACUGAAGCCCAAAUCGGUGACUCUUCUGAGGAGAAGUGGGCUGAAAAUCCAGAUCUAGGAAGUCCAAAUAUCAAAUAAAAGAUGUUUAUACAAAUGGAAA